This is a messenger RNA of Rotaria sp. Silwood1, 1614 nucleotides long. The record is from the annotation of a GenBank genome assembly. Lineage: Eukaryota; Metazoa; Rotifera; Eurotatoria; Philodinida; Philodinidae.
AUGAAUACUAUUCAUUAUUUAGAAAUAAAACAGUCAAAAUUAAAUUUUAUUUCUCCAAAAAUCAAAACAAAAGUAAAAAUAUUAAAGAAAUCUACUCAACCUUUUCAUUAUAAUAAUAUUACAUCAACUACUGGUUAUCCGUGUUAUCCGUCAUCAUUUCCUUGUUUUCGAUCAUGUGGUCCAAUCAAUUGUCCUGAAAAUAAGUUACCUAUGCCUCGAGAUCUAUGGUAUCGUAUUGUUUAUUCACAAGCACUCGAACAACAACUAGGAAGUGGAGAAGCAUCUGUUCGUCAAAGUCGAUCAGGCACUCUUUUACAAUCUUCAUCAAAAAGAAAACAGAAAGAAGAUGGAUCUAUAACAGAUAAAUCAUCCUAUAAUAAUUUACAUAAAAAUAAAUCUAAUAGUAAUAAUUCACGUCAACAGCAAACAAUGAAUGCAGCAUUUUCAACAACAUCGACUAAAAUUAUUAAGCUAGAUACAUCAUUAACACUUGAUGAUCAUUUAUAUAAAUCAGAAUUCAAUCAAGACACUUCACCAUUCGUACCAUCAAAUUCUUAUAAACUUUUUCCAAUGGAUAAUCUUGAAUAUGUUGCUGAAAUUUUACCAUUACAAAUAGAAAAUAAACAUAGUCAUUCAAAUCUUACGUAUCAAAAAAGUGAAUCCAAAGAAAAUCUAGAAAUAAAUUUAUGGAAUACAAAUCUAAAUAAAAGAGUAUCGUUGACUCAGUCGGCUCAUGCAGAACUUAUCAAUCGUCCUAAAAUUCAUCGUGGUAUAUCGGUGGAUGCUAAACUUGAACGACUUCUUCCAAUUCCAAGUGCUCCAUCAGCAUCGAUGAUUUUAAAUAAUCAAUCAAACUUCAAAGAGACGAGUACUUCACCUAUUCGAUUUCAACAAUCAAAAAUAUCUAUCGAACAAUUGACGAACAAAAUAACAAAAGAUAAUUCUCAUAUUGAUUCAACAAUUAUGUUUGAGCAUCCAUUAAUGAAUCAAUUAUAUGAACAUUAUAAUCUUGAAGACAUUCCUCGUUUUCAAUUAUUCAAACAAUUAAAUCGUAGACUAACACAUAUUCAUGAGACAUUAAAAACAAUGUCGUCGAAUGAUAUUGAAAUAAAAUUAAAAUAUAAGCAUGAUGCAUUGACUAAAAAACGUCAAAUACCUAUUCAAUCAUUAACUAAAGAUGAAUGUAUAGCAAUGGCUGAACUUGAACUUAACGUUUAUGAAUACAAUAAAGCACUUGACAAAUCAUCAUCAAAAUAUUUUCCUUUGAAUAAUAACGAUCAAUUAGAAAAUGAACAAUUGUCACCGACUCUUCCUUCUUUGCUUUCGUAUGAUCCUAUUAUACCUGUAAUAAAAAAUGCUAUUAUAUCUGAAACAUCGAUUUCACCAUCCAUAUCAACAUUGCAUGCAGUUCGUCCAUCAGCAAUCAGUCAAUCAACUGCACUUCUCUCAACAACAACUCAAUUUAGUGAAAAAACAGUGGCUCGACGAUAUGAACAUAUUUGUACAAAAGCUAAACAACUUAGUGAAACACAAUUACAAGCACCAUUAGAACAAAGUAAAAAAAUUCUUCAACCAAACAAAGAUGAACGUUUACGAAUAGCAGAAUGUAAGUAA